GACUCACAUAGCGUUCAGACGUAGAACCUGAAAGGAUCGCAGCCUCACUUUCUAAACAAAGCAAUGGCGCCAGUCGAUGUUAUGAACCCCCACUAUGGGUGGGGGUUGAAGAAAAAUGUGCUGAAAGAAUACACUAAGAAAUAUGGAGGAAAGUCACUGGACCACGACUCUGAACCACUGUCCACUGCCGAGCCUGGACCAGCUGAGCAGACAGUGAGGAAGAUACUCCUAAAAAAGGCAAUGUGUGAAAUCUUCGUUAUCUUGGCUAAUGGUCAAAGGUGUCUGAUGCUCCUGAGUGCCAUACAGCUGCAAGUAAUGAUUGUGAGCAUUUUCAAAGAGGAGGUGCAGAAAAUGCUCAUCAAGAAAGGAUACAAUAAGGAUAAUAUCUGGCUGAUGGUUAAUGGCAAGCCACUGGAUGAUGACUCUGCACCAGUGAAAAAAUACGGGAUCAAAGCCGGCUCAACUGUACAGAUGACAGAGAACCUGGAAAGAUCACAAGUUCCCCCCCUAAACAAGGAAAAUUGUAAACUUGGCAUUAUCUUGCCUGAUGGUCGGAGGUUGCCGAUGAUGCUGUGCCCCGGACAGCUGCAAAGUAUGACUGUGAGCCAGUUCAAAGAGGACAUACUGAGAAUGUGGGCCAUCCAUGGAUACACUGAGAAACAUGUCACUCUGCGCGUUGAAGGCAAGACACUGGACAACCCGUCUGCAUUGCUGGCUGAUUGCGGAAUCAAAGACGGCUCAACUGUGCAGAUGCUUUUAGAAGUGUUCAUUAUCUUGCCUGAUGGUCGGAGGUUGCCGAUGAUGCUGUGCCCCGGACAGCUGCAAAGUAUGACUGUGAGCCAGUUCAAAGAGGACAUACUGAGAAUGUGGGCCAUCCAUGGAUACACUGAGAAACAUGUCACUCUGCGCGUUGAAGGCAAGACACUGGACAACCCGUCUGCAUUGCUGGCUGAUUGCGGAAUCAAAGCCGGCUCAACUGUGCAGAUGCUUUUAGAAGUCUUCAUUUUCUUGCCUGAUGGUCGGAGGCGCGUGAUGCCUCUGACUGCCAAACAGCUGCACGAAAUGACUGUGAGCCAGCUCAAAAUGGACGUGCUAAAAAUGCUCAUGGAGGAAUCUGUUGUAGAAUACAAAAAGGAUCAUGUCAAGCUGCACCUAGAUGGCAUGCCACUUGACGACGACUUUGCAUCAAAGACACAAUACAAAAUCAAAGCUGGCAAAAAAGUACAGGUGGUGAUUAUGGUUCACGGAGGAUGAAGGAGUCCACGUAAAGAACAAAACGCAAAUUUAUGAUUGAAGUCAGCCAUCUAUGGCUUUCCUUCUCCUUUGUGCUUUCUUCACAUUUUACGCCUCCUAUCAUACCUAUAGUCAGCACUAAUUCAAUAAUACAUGGAAUGAAUAAUGAUUAAUUGGGGUGCAAAAUUUUUGUUUCGUUUUAUUACCAAGUUUCUGGGGCUUCUGUUUUCACAGUCAGAGGUGUGUGCCUGAGAUGACAAUAUUAGGAUUAUUUAGUCUUACUGACAUCACAUAGAUCCACUGUCUGAAACAGAGGAUACAAACAAUGAGUAAGGAAGCUCAUAUUAUUAUUGUUAAAGGAAGAAAGUAGAAUAAACUUAAUUAUACACAGACUAACCUCCACAAAGCAAAUACUGAAACAAAGGAACACAUUGAUUGUCAACUUCCUAUGUGAUACAUUAUCUUUUUACAAUGUACAUGAAUAAAUGCACAUGACCAAAUGUUAUUGUUCACCUCACUGAUGUCUGUAUGUAAACAUUUUGUUCACAAAUGAUCCCAGAUUAUAUUUUAAAAUGUAAUUGUUCAUUUUCUGUGACAUGUUUUGUUCAGUUAACAAUCACAACAAUUAAGUAAAUCUUUUUUCAGAAUAUGUUUAAUAAUUCAAAGGUAAAUGUGGAAGAAAUAAAUAAAAAUCUGGCUUCCU
Molecule: messenger RNA, 1936 nt
Organism: Oreochromis niloticus (Nile tilapia)
Lineage: Eukaryota; Metazoa; Chordata; Actinopteri; Cichliformes; Cichlidae
Exons: 10
Coding region: 64-1254 (396 amino acids)
Biological process (GO): mRNA splicing, via spliceosome
Cellular component (GO): spliceosomal complex
Molecular function (GO): protein binding
Source: RefSeq, a predicted model, not a curated record